This is a messenger RNA of Trichomonas vaginalis G3, 480 nucleotides long. RefSeq lists its product as uncharacterized. NCBI's taxonomy places the organism in Eukaryota, Parabasalia, Trichomonadida, Trichomonadidae. The transcript has a single exon. The coding region runs from base 1 to 480 and encodes 159 amino acids. The record is from RefSeq and is a predicted model, not a curated record.
AUGGAUGACUCGUUAUUUGGACCUUGGAAGCUCGAUCCACCAAUAAAUAAAUGGCAUGAAUUCAAAAUUGGUAAAUUAGAUGCAUGGUAUCAAGUUUCGGCCAAUUCUCUUCAACCUGCAACUUCAGAUAAAUCUUCAGACAAAUUAUCUGAGCGCUCAUUAAGCGACACACAAAAUUCUUUAAUUCCUCGUUUAUCAAAGAAGACAAAAUCAAAUCAAAGUAUCCAAGAACCAGUUGAAAAUUCGCCAGAAAAAUUUGCACCAAAACCUCAGCCUAGAUUUGGAAUCAGAGACAAGUGGGAUGAGCCAAGGAGUUUUGAAUUAUUCAUUUCAGCUCCACAAUAUUCUUUACUUGGCUGGCCUACAUCUUUUUCUUCAAUUGAUGAAGCGAUUGGAUCUUCUAAAGAAUUAGUUUCGCCUAAACAGCCAAGUGGAAGACCACAAAAACAAAGAAAAUCUGGAAUUCCAACAAAAAGAUGA